UGUUUUUUCCCACCCCCUGGCUUUGAUGCAGCAGCCAGGUCUCCUGUGGGUGCUUGGGAUCAAUAGCCUCUAGCACAGCUGAAGACGACAACAGUUGGUGGCAAGAAGGGAGGACGAGAGGAGCCUGAAGGAGCAGCGUUUUUACCUUGCUUUAUAUAUGAAAAGGCCAGAGCAGCCUGUGCGACCCUGAGCACAUCUGCCCUUUAACAGCAAGGUAUUUCUCAUUUUCUUCUUCGGAAAGCUUUUCAGUCCUGAUUUUUCCCCCUGUUCCCGUUGUUGUUGUACCAGCUGAGUCAUCAUGUCUGCUCUGACGCCUCAAAGCGACAUGCCAACCCCCACCACAGACAAGAUCACUCAGGCUGCCAUGGAGACCAUCUAUCUUUGCAAAUUCCGAGUGUCGAUGGAUGGAGAAUGGCUCUGCUUGCGUGAGCUGGACGACAUCUCACUGACACCUGACCCAGAGCCUACCCAUGAAGAUCCUAACUAUCUCAUGGCGAAUGAACGCAUGAACCUGAUGAACAUGGCGAAACUGAGUAUCAAGGGAUUGAUUGAAUCGGCCCUUAAUCUGGGCAGGACACUGGACUCCGACUACGCACCUCUCCAGCAGUUUUUCGUUGUGAUGGAACAUUGCCUUAAACAUGGCCUGAAAGCCAAAAAGACUUUUCUUGGGCAAAACAAGUCAUUUUGGGGACCUCUAGAACUAGUAGAAAAACUUGUUCCUGAGGCUGCAGAGAUAACAGCAAGCGUUAAGGAUCUCCCAGGGCUGAAGACACCUGUGGGUAGAGGAAGAGCUUGGCUUCGCUUGGCUCUGAUGCAGAAGAAGCUUUCUGAAUACAUGAAAGCCUUGAUAAACAGAAAGGAUCUUCUCAGUGAAUUUUAUGAGCCUAAUGCACUGAUGAUGGAAGAAGAAGGUGCGAUCAUUGCUGGCCUCCUAGUAGGUUUGAACGUCAUCGAUGCCAACUUCUGCAUGAAGGGUGAAGACCUGGACUCACAGGUUGGGGUUAUUGAUUUCUCAAUGUAUUUGAAAGAUGGGAACAGCACAAAAGGCAGCGAAGGAGAUGGUCAGAUAACUGCUAUUUUGGAUCAGAAAAACUAUGUAGAAGAACUCAAUAGGCAUUUAAGUGCUACAGUAAACAACCUGCAGGCCAAGGUGGAUGCCUUAGAAAAAUCCAACACUAAACUGACCGAGGAGCUUGCAGUUGCAAACAACAGGAUUAUUACACUGCAAGAGGAGAUGGAACGGGUUAAAGAAGAAAGCUCUUACAUCUUAGAAUCCAGUCGUAAGGUCACUAAAGACAGAACUGCUGAUGGACAUGCACUGACUGAGGCACGAAAACAGUUAAAGGAGGAGACUCAGCUGCGGCUGGAUGUGGAGAAAGAGCUGGAGGCACAGAUUGGGAUGCGGCAGGAGAUGGAGCUAGCCAUGAAGAUGCUGGAGAAAGAUGUUUGCGAGAAGCAGGAUGCGCUGGUGGCGCUCAGGCAGCAGCUGGAUGAUCUCAGGGCCCUAAAGCAUGAACUGUCUUUCAAGCUGCAGAGUUCAGACAUGGGAGUGAAACAGAAGAGUGAGUUAAACAGUCGCUUGGAAGAAAAAACAAAUCAGAUGGCUGCCACCAUCAAACAGCUUGAACAAAGAUUGCGACAGUCAGAGAAGGACCGUCAGUUGGCCGAGCAAGACAACCGCCUCUUCAAGCAGGAGUUUGGGGACAAAAUCAACAGCCUCCAGCUCGAAGUGGACGAGCUCUCCAGGCAGCGGAGCCACCUGGAACUAGAACUGAAGCGGGAAAGGGACAGAUGGUCACACAGUCACCAAAGCAGCCAGGAAAGCAAGAAAGGCACCAAGUCUUGGCUCAGGCAGGAUGGGAAGCUCAAAACCCAGGAAGAAAACACUAAAGUGAAGCAGUCGCUAGGAGAGAACAGUGUCCUGACACCCAAGUUACUGAGCAGUACGCAGGAAGAGCAGGAGCAGCUCUCAGGACCUGGAAAUGCUGAGAUCUGCCAGCUCUGCCAGGAGGAAAGCAGCCGGAGUAAAAGAAAGAACAUCUGCAAGAACUGUGGUGGCAUCUUCUGCGAUGCCUGCGCAGUGAAUGAGCUGCCCCUUCCGUCUAGUAUCAACCCCGAGCGUGUCUGCAAUCCCUGCCACCAGCAGCUCAUCCAACAGUACUCAACCAGUCCCUUGUAGGGGAUGGGCUGCAGGGAGAGGUGACAAGAAACGGCUGUAGAUGAUGAUGGUUUCUGGGGUUGGUCAGGGGUAUGUGAAUAGAAGAUGCUUGCCUGUGUUUGGAUGUCAGAGGGGAAGCAGCUUCAUGGUGUUUACAGUCUCUUGUGACAAAAAACAGUCUGAGCCUUCCCUGUACAAAAACCUGCCUGCUCUGAGGCCUGAGCUUGUGCUGAAGAACUGCUUUGGGAAUGUCAUGAGAAGUAGCCCAGGAUGUGCCUGAGCAGCCUCAGGACACAGUGAGAACAGACCCCCCCAAAACAAGCUGUGUGUGUGCAAGUUGAGGACGUUCUCAUCCUGAAGUGUGGUAUGAAAGCUGCUGCUGUGAAGCAGAGGCUCACUGAAAGUGGAACACGAGCUUUUAAUCCUCAUGUCUGGUUGCACUUGAAAUCCCGUUUCUCCUUUCCCGGUUGCCUUUGACAAUCUGGCUCUACCUGCUACAUCAGUGCCAGGCAUCAGGAGGUGGGUGAGAUGCCAGUAAUCCCUUCCUAGCUUCGUUUCUUUGGCUCAGCACUCUGGCCGUGGGCUUGGCAUGCAAAUCUAUACCAAAACCAAUCAAAGCUGUGAAAAUUCCCCUUCUGUAUUGUAAGGGGUGGAGGUGUUGGUGCUUCUGAUGGAUGCACAGUAUGAGAACUGGUGGCCUGCACUGAUCUGGCAUGUAAGCCUUAUGGCAUCUCUGACCUCCCUGUCAGAGACCCUCACUGUGACUUUGUGACUACGCGAGGGUGUAAGUGCACCUCCCACCUCGGUGUGCUAACAGAGGAAGUCCCAAGUAUUUAGACACAGAAAGUGGUUUAGGGCCACUUCACCUUGUCCCCUUGCACACGUGGAAGUGUCACCAUGGAAAACCUGGUGUUUCACUUUCUGCUAGGUCAGAAUGAAGGCAAGAUGAAAUCAGAAUGCUUUGCACCUACUAGAAGUGGUAGUUUGAAACACAGUUUAAAGAGGUGUCACAGUUUAUGCUACAUCAUUCUUUGUUGCUGUCAUCUCAUGGAAUUUCUUGUUAAUCUGAAAAGCGGUGGUGGCUUCCUCACAAACACACAGCAGGUCAUAGUUGUGUUGGGUUUUAUUGGAAGCCUGCAUCAGUCUUGAAGACCAUAGAAUGUUUUGUAGUCCAUAGAGAACUGAUGUAUUUAUGUGACAACAAAUGCAUUUGGGUUUGUACAAAUAGUAUUAGGGGGUAGUGGUUUAAUUCCUCAGAGGGGAUUUUCUGUUCAGUAGCUUGGCUGGGACUGCAUUAAGUGUGUCAGAGCUGAGGUUUUGUGGCUGGUGCGAGUUUGGACUAUGAAUUACUCUUCUAGAUCCCUCUAGGCCUUGGUGUGUUGAGCCACACGAGUUCUCCAACUCCUCUUAUUGCCCUUUACAGGGGGGAAACUUCAUGUAGUUUUUGUGCUCUUCCCCCCCCCCCCCCCGCCAUGGCAGUUACCAGAUCCAUUUCCUUGCUGCUGUCCCUUACAGUAGAUGAGUAGUUGUAAACUGUUGAAAUAUGAAAAGCCUGGAAUUUGAGUGUGGGCACCCUCCUUCAGGGGCUGGACAGCAGAGAUGGAUGGGGAGGACACCAAGAACAGUGGGACAGUUUUGUGUAUGUGCUGUACACGUUGACGACAUGUAAAAUUCCUGCACCCAAACCCAGUGUGACUCACCCCCCUGGAGAAAGUGAGACCCACACAAUUUCCGUGUCAGAGGGUUAAACUAGAACCUGGGCGCUCCCUGUCAAUCACUUUUAAUGCUGGUAUGACCAGCACACUGCAGCUCCUAAGGGUUGUGUGCCCUGUACCCAGCUUUUAAUCAUCCAGCUGGAGCAGCUGCCACUGUGCUUGCUCAAGGUGAGGGCUGACACUGUUGUUGGUGUGAAAGAGAGGACAGCUUGUGAGCAGGUCCCGUGGAGACACACAAGAUCCCUACUCACAGGCAGGGAGGCGACUGAAACCCUUCAGAGCCCUGGAAACAGGCAUUUUGGAAGGUUAGGGUGAGAGGGUGUUCCAUGUCAGCACUUGCCUCUUCCCUUGUAUCUCAGCCUCAGUGAAGGUCUCUGCUGGGACAUACUGGAUGCUGCAGAUGUUCAGGGUGUUGGCUCAGGUACAGCUUGUAAUGGUGGAGCGUGGGCUGACACUGGCUGUCAAGCCUGGGGGAGCAGAGGGCAGGUUUUCUGAUGUUCAUUUUGUUCCACACAAUAAUAAAAACUUGGUCAUCUGUCUCA
Melopsittacus undulatus (budgerigar) is the source of this 4415-nucleotide messenger RNA. RefSeq names its product RUN and FYVE domain containing 3 (gene RUFY3). Gene Ontology annotation, cellular component: neuronal cell body; dendrite; axon. NCBI's taxonomy places the organism in Eukaryota, Metazoa, Chordata, Aves, Psittaciformes, Psittaculidae. The transcript is spliced from 18 exons. Gene Ontology annotation, molecular function: metal ion binding. Gene Ontology annotation, biological process: regulation of axonogenesis. Bases 299 to 2179 code for a protein of 626 amino acids. The record is from RefSeq and is a predicted model, not a curated record.